Messenger RNA from Dacryopinax primogenitus, 562 nucleotides. RefSeq lists its product as uncharacterized. The record is from RefSeq and is a predicted model, not a curated record. Bases 145 to 513 code for a protein of 122 amino acids. Lineage: Eukaryota; Fungi; Basidiomycota; Dacrymycetes; Dacrymycetales; Dacrymycetaceae. The transcript has a single exon.
AAACGCUCUGCGCUGUUAAAAGCGUUGGAUGAUGCCGAUCUGUUUGCUCCUCCUUCAAAUUCUUCUGUUCCCUCGAACCCACGGAGUAGCCCUUGUCAGGGCUCUAGUACCUCUGCAUUUGCGUUGGCAUCACCCAAAAAGACUAUGACACCACUAUCCUCGGGAAACCUUGCUCAGGGAAAUGAUUUCGUAUCUUGCAGUGAUCCUCUUGCUAAUGCUCGAGCGGACGCCACGCAGACGCAACCUGUUAAUGCCAUACCUCGAGCUAAACAUGGCCGCGUGUCGACGUCCCCGUCUAAGCGCAGGCUAUUAAAAGGAUCGCCUACCAAGUCGGUGCCUCCGUCUCGGGUUUCCGCCAUUGCAAAACCGAUUCAGAGAGGAGCCUCGCCAUCGGUUUCAGACGGCACGCUACCGGAUGUAGACGAGGUGAUCAAGCAGGGACUGGCAAAGCGCUCUCAUACCGGUGAGAGGUUCUAUGUUAUGGCGGGUAUAUGCCAACGAGUUUCUCAUUGACCCUGCAGUGAUUGACCUGACAGGAGACGAUGACGAUGCACGGAGUGUU